Strongyloides ratti is the source of this 3462-nucleotide messenger RNA. Its product is annotated as Short transient receptor potential channel 5. Gene Ontology annotation, biological process: calcium ion transmembrane transport; regulation of cytosolic calcium ion concentration; manganese ion transport. Gene Ontology annotation, molecular function: inositol 1,4,5 trisphosphate binding; protein binding; store-operated calcium channel activity. The transcript is spliced from 8 exons. Lineage: Eukaryota; Metazoa; Nematoda; Chromadorea; Rhabditida; Strongyloididae. Gene Ontology annotation, cellular component: cation channel complex; membrane. The record is from RefSeq and is a predicted model, not a curated record. The coding region runs from base 1 to 3462 and encodes 1153 amino acids.
AUGAUGAAUGAAGAAGAAAGAAAAAAUAUAAUAUCUGGUAAAAAAACUUUUGUGCCUUUUAAUAAAGAACAAUUAGAAAAAGAUGGAAGUGGUGGUGGUGGAGGACACCAAAAUGGAGGAGUUUCUAGUAUAUCAUAUAAUGAUAAAUUAUCAUAUACUGGUGGUAUUACUGGUGAAAGUUUUGAUAUAAUUGAUAAUACCUCAAUUCCAAUUUCUUUUUCAGCUCCAACAAUGUCUGAAACUAUUCGAUCAUCAAUAGAAACAAGAAAUGAAUCUUUACCAUUAUCAUUAAUUUCAAAUACCACUGGUUCUGAAUCAUUUGGAACAGUUGAUGAUAAUAUUCAAGUUGAAAGAAAGUCAUGGAGUAUGAUUUCUUCAAAACCAUCUUUAACAUUCUCAUCAUCUACCAAUUUUCUUGCACCACCAUCAACAGACAGUCCAAGUAGAGAUAUGUCAACAAGUGAAAAAUCAAUGCAAGAAAAACAAUAUUUAUUAGCAUGUGAAAGAGGUGAUAUAGGAUCAGUAAGAAAGUUAUUAGAAGGUGCUAGAAAACAUCCUGAAUAUCUUGAUAUAAAUUGCCUUGAUCCAUUAGGAAGAUCAGCUCUUCAUAUAGCAAUAGAAAAUGAAAAUAUAGAAAUGAUAGAAAUAUUAUUAGAUGCAAAUAUUGAGACAGGUGAUGCAAUAUUAUAUGCUAUAGGUGAAGAAAAUGUUGAAGCUGUUGAAAUAAUAAUAGAACAUUUAGAAAAAAUUAAUAAAUUUAAUCCUGAAACUCAAGGUGUUGAAAUUAAUGAACAUUCAGCAUUUACACCUGAUAUGACACCUAUAAUUUUAGCUGCACAUAAAGAUAAUUAUGAAAUUAUUAAAUUACUUUUAGAUAAAAAAGCAACUGUACCACAUCCACAUGAUAUUAGAUGUUUAUGUAAAGAAUGUACAUAUGCUAAAAGUGAAGAUUCUUUAAGAUUAUCACGAUCACGUUUUAAUGCAUAUCAAGCAUUAGCUAGUCCAUCUUUAAUUUGCCUUUCAGCUAGAGAUCCAAUAUUAUAUGCAUUUGAAUUAUCAUGGGAAUUAAGAAGAUUAUCUUAUGUUGAAAAUGAAUAUCGUAAUGAAUAUCAGGAGUUAAGUCAAAAAUGUCAAAAAUUUUCUGUUAAUAUGCUUGAUCAAGUUCGUGGGGCAAAAGAAUUAGAAAUUGUACUUAAUCAUACAACAAAUGCAUGGGGUGAAGUUGCUGAAAGAUAUACAAGUUCAGAAGAAGUUUCACAUACUUUAGCAAGAUUAAAAUUAGCAAUUCAAUUAAGACAAAAACGUUUUGUUGCUCAUCCUAAUUGUCAAAAAUUAUUGACAGCUUUAUGGUAUGAUAAAUUACCAUUUUUUAGUAAUAGAAAUAUUAUUUAUAAGCUUCUAAUAAUAAUAGCAGUAUCAAUUGCCUAUCCAAUAUUAGCUGUAUCAUAUUUAAUAGCACCAAAGUCAUGUAUUGGAUCAUUUAUAAAAAAACCAUUUAUUAAAUUUAUUUGCCACUCAGCAAGUUAUUGUUAUUUUUUAUUUCUUCUAAUAUUAGCAUCCCAAAGAAUUGAUUAUACAUUUUUCUUUGAUUUUUUUUCUAAUCAUAAUAAUGAUUUAGAAUCAAUGAAAGAUGAAGAUAUUGAUAGAAAAGAAACUAGAGGUCCACCACCAACACCAGUUGAGUUAGCUAUCUUAAUAUGGGUUCUUGGUUUUAUAUGGGUUGAAAUAAAACAACUUUGGGAUAGUGGAUUUCAUGAGUAUAUUUAUGAUUUAUGGAAUAUUCUUGAUUUUAUAACAAAUUCCUUGUAUUUAUGUACAUUUGCUUUAAGAGCAGUUGCAUAUUAUCAGGUUGAGGCAGAGAUGAGAGAUCCAAAAAUGCAACAUAUUGGAAGAAAAUUACAUAGAAAAGAUUGGGAUGCUUGGGAUCCAACAUUGAUAUCAGAGUGCAUGUUUGCUACAGCAAAUAUUUUUAGUAGUUUAAAAUUAGUACAUAUUUUUACUGUUAAUCCUCAUUUGGGACCAUUAAAAAUAUCAUUAGGGAGAAUGGUUAUUGAUAUAUUAAAGUUUUUUAUUGUCUAUUGUUUGGUGUUAUUUGCCUUUGCUUGUGGCCUUAAUCAGCUUAACUGGUAUUAUGCUUCAAUGAGGCAACAAGAAUGUUUAAAGUACAAGGAACUAUCAAAAAUAGAAGAUGGAAUAAAUUUAAAUAUAGCUGAGAUGAAAAAUUUAGAAGAAUCUUGUGAUCCAAAAUAUAGAUCCUGUGCCUCAUUAUUUAAUACAGUAGAAACAUUAUUUUGGGCAUUAUUUGGAUUAAUAGAUUUGAAUCAUUUUAAUUUAAAAGAAGAACAUGCUAUAACAGAAUGGACAGGAAAAACAAUUUUUGGAAGUUAUUCAUGUUGUUCUAUAAUUGUUUUAUUAAAUAUGUUAAUUGCUAUGAUGAGUAACUCAUAUCAAUAUAUUUCAGAUCAAUCUGAUUGUGAAUGGAAAUUUGCAAGAAGUAAAUUAUGGAUGGAGUAUUUUGAUGAUACAGCUACAUUACCACCACCAUUUAAUAUAAUACCAUCACCAAAAAGUUUUUAUUAUAUUAGUAGAUGGUUAUGCGAAAAUAUUUUUAGUUUUAGUAAAAAACUUCAAUUAGUUAAACAAAAAAGUAUGAGGAAUAUUCUUAUUUUAAAAUCGGUUAAUCAAAAAGAAAAUUAUUAUCGACGAACGCUACGAGUUAUUGCUGAACGAGAGUCUGUCUUUGGGUUUGUGUCAAAAAAUUUGAUUAAACGAUACAUUGCUCAAAUGCAACGAAGAAAACAAUUGAAUGAAGGUGUUAGUGAGGAUGAUGUAAAUGAAAUAAAACAAGAUAUAAGUGCUUUUCGUUUUGAAUUGUUGGGAAUAUUUAAAAACGCUGGUUUCGUUACUGGACAUAGUGAUAUUACUCAAAAAAUUAAUUCACGUGCCAAAAGGAGAGCAGCAAUGGCUGAAAGAAGAAUGAAGGGAUCCUCAGCAACAUUUAAUCUCCCAAUACCAGAAGAAUGGAAUUCAGAUAAAGGAACCGGAACAGAUAGUAAAAUAUCACAAACACAAAAACGAAGUCGUUCAGAAAGUAUAGCCAAUUUAGCUAAUUCUUUAAAAUUAACUAAUUGGUCACAUUUAAAUAGACUUCGAAAGCGUGUUAGUUUUAGAAAAUCAAGUAAUAAUAGUAACAAUUAUUCAAUAGACAGUACAUGUGGUUUGAUGUCAUCAAAGAAACAAAGUCUCUCAUCAUCAGGUUUUGAUAGAAAAGAAAGUAUCUUAGAAGAAUCUGAACAGGAUUUAAAAAAUGAAAUGGAAUUUGAUAAAAAUAGUUGUCAUAGUGUUAAGUGUAAUACUACAAAAAUAAGUAAUACAGAUGCUAUAAUGAAAAGAUUAAAAUUCAGAAAAACUAAUAAACAAAGUUGUACUGUUGAUGGAACAACAGAAGAAUUGAUGUUAUAA